This is a messenger RNA of Olea europaea var. sylvestris, 1146 nucleotides long. RefSeq names its product pentatricopeptide repeat-containing protein At5g62370-like. The transcript has 2 exons. The record is from RefSeq and is a predicted model, not a curated record. The coding region runs from base 1 to 1146 and encodes 381 amino acids. Lineage: Eukaryota; Viridiplantae; Streptophyta; Magnoliopsida; Lamiales; Oleaceae. Gene Ontology annotation, molecular function: protein binding.
AUGGGGUACUUGGAUGAGGCGCUUCAUGUGUUUGAUGUGAUGAUAGAUCGAGGGGUCCCACCAACAGUUCAUUUGUGCAAAUUGUUAAUCUUUGAGUUUUGCAAGCGAGGAUGGGUUGAGGUGGCUGAGUCAUUGAGUGUGGAAAUGGAGUCAUAUGGUCUGUCAAUGGAUAAAAUUAUGUACACUUAUCUUAUUUAUGGGUAUUGCAAGAGCAGGAAAAUGAAGAUGGCUAUGAGGUUGUUUAUGAGAAUGCUUAAGGUGGGUUGUGAACCAGAUAACUACACCUUUAAUACAUUGAUUCAUGGGUUUAUGCACUUGAGAUUGUUUGACAAGGCUUGGGUGUUGCAUGACAAGAUGGUGAAUUGUGGAUUGAAGCCUAAUAUAGUAACUUACCAAAUCAUGAUUAGUGAAUACUGUAAGGACCAGAAAGUUGACUGUGGCUUGAUGCUCUUGAACUACAUGAUACUCCAGUGCAAUAUGGCUCCCAAUGUGCAUUGUUACACAGUCUUAAUCAGUGCACUCUGCAAGGAAGAAAGGUUUGAGGAAGUAGACAGUUUGUAUCACCAGAUGCUGGAGAGUGGGAUUAUUCCUGACCAUGUGCUUUUCUUCACUCUUGCCAAGAAUCAUCCUAAAGGGGAUGAGUUGCAUGUAGCUCUUACAAUUUUGCAGGCUAUUGCCACAAAGGCAUGCAAUAUUGAACUUUCAGGUAUUUCUAGUUACAUGGAACAUGAAUCAGAGGAUGAUGUAAUGCUUAAAAUUGAGUGUCUGCUGGAGGAAAUUUCCAAAAGCCAAUUUUGUUUAGCUGAUAAAGCAUUUAGUAUCUACAUGAUUGCUUUGUGUAUGGGUGGGAAACUUGACACUGCUUUGCUCUGUAUAGAUAAGAUGGCAACUCUAGGUCUCCUGCCUUUACUUUCUGCGUAUAAUUCCUUGAUUAAGCGCCUUUUGCAGGAUGGAUUAGUUGAGGAAGCAAAGUCUCUACUUGAAAUUAUGCAGGAUCAGGGUCUGGUUCCAAACCAUACAACUUUGUCAAUAUUAGUUAAUGAAUUCUGUAAACACGACAGAAAAGUAUAUUUGAGGCAGAAAAAGUUUUCAGGAGGAUGCUUGACUGUGGUGUUGAUCCCGAUGAAACCAUCUUUGUCACGAUGA